AUGGCUCGGGACGCCAUGCGACGAGGCGCGGUGUCGCCUUCUCCUCUGUCUUCUCCUGCACCUUCGGCAGUGGCUGCGUUCGCUGCCCGCAAGGACGGAUCUUUUCCCUUUGCGUCAGCAUCGGGCCCCUUUCGAGAUGUCGGCGCAUCCAUCACCGCUUCUCACGCCUCGGUCAGCACCCAACAAGCUCAUGCUACACUCUCGCCGCGUCCCAGAUCGCCUGCUCCUUUUCGCAUCGACUCGGCCGACCCUCUGAGCGGCGUGGCGACCACGGUAAACUCCAGACCGCUCAGCGACAACACAGACCGACGCUCGAGUCACGGAUCACAGAACAGCUCAUUGGCUGCUCAGAGCGCUCGUGAAGGAGCCAUAUCCUCGAAGAGAACAUCGAUAUCCGACAAGCUUGCGGAGCGUGCCUUCUAUCGUCGCAUCCUCUUCCAAGAUCUGCCAGCAGCGACGGAAGCACCCAGUAUUACGCAUGACACUGAUCUAGAUCACGAGAUCUACCUGCUACUCGCCUAUCUCUUGCGCGAGACCGUGCUUCCUUGGUAUAGCAAGCUGACGCCAGACCGCGAGUUUCUCACUCAGAUCACCUCGAUCGUCACCUCGAUCAUCCACACAAUCGUCGAACGUCAGACUGCCGGCCAUACCGAUGCAGUCGACGCUGGCAUUCACGCUACCACCUCGGGAUCCGACGCAGAGCUGCCGAGGUUGCAUGACCUGCUCUCUCGGGACAUUCCACUGGUUCUUCGUCAGCAUUGCUCCGACUUCAGACAGGCUCAGGGCAAGGCAGAGAGCGCAUGGGCUCCGCUGGGAACGUCUUCGUCAUCGUCCAUACCAUCCCUCGUUGCGUCACAAUCCGAACAAGAUGAACGCCGGCGUCAACAAGUCUACGAGGAGCUGCCACCAGAACAUCAGCAGGUGCUCUCCUCCACAACGAAGCCCACCUCCCACACUUCGCCGUUGCAAUUGGCACAACAGUUCAUGGCUGCGUCCCCUCACCCUGGACUCGAUCCGAGAACGGGCUCACUCGACGGCAAGAUUGACCCAGCAUAUCUUCGCAUCGCCGUAGUCAACCUUCUCUCGUCGCUGCUGCCCGCAGACGAAUACGCGCCGGACACGGAAAAGUUCAUUGUGCGCGAUGUGCUCGUGACUGUCCUCCGAGGAGCGCUUGCUCGGUCCUUCCGGCCCUGGUUCUUUGUGCAGAGUCUACACAAGGCUCUGGACGCAGCUGGCUGGGCGAGCGAUCUUUCUUUGGCGUUCGUGCCAUCGGUCAACGACAAUCCUGGCUCGUCAGCUGCCGCGACUCGUCAACGCAGCGCAGUAGACAGCGUCGUCUCGCUCGCCAUAGGUCUGCUGACUCGGUUGCCAGCUCUUCUUCUGCAAGCAUGGACAUUUUUGGUCUUGACUGCGAUUCCUUUUCUGGUGCGUGCCUACUUUGACCUGUUCAACGUGCAGCGCGCUCGCAAGAGGCGGACGCAACAUCAGCGUGGUCAGUCUCAGCUCGACGACAUUAGCAGCCUCAAGCGUUCCCCCAGCCUCAGAUCUACUUUGCCAUCGUCACGGUCCACAGGCAGCUUGGUCGAGCGCAAGAUGCACGGCCGGUAUCCGUCGCGCAAAUUCCAGUUCAGUCUCGAGGACUUGGCCCAAGACCAGGCACACUCGUCAGCCAUCAACGCCGACUCGAAUUACACUCCUGCCGAGCCCCCGAACGGCCAAAUGGAGGAUAGACCAGCGUCAGACGGACAGGGAGCGGCUGACGAGGCAGGCCUUGCGCCAGACUACGUCGGCAACUGGCUCGAGGCGAUGGAAGCGAUGCUCCAAGUCGACUCGCGCCUGCUGUUGAGGACGCUGUUUGGUCUCGCUCGGACGAUAUUGGGAACGACCGGGCUAGGCGAGUCGGUGAACCGCAUGACAGCGCGCAGGAUCAACGCCGAGCUCAAAGAUACAGCCAAGCUUGCACGAAUGGUGCGCGAACUCCGCGGGACCCUGCUGCCGAAUGGCCAUCUUCCGCCGUCGGUGCCUGAUCCCGAUGUGGAGACGCAGGAAGCCGAAUGGAUCCGCCUUCGCUUACGACUCACUUGUUCCACAGCACGUGAUGGUCAAGAGCCGAUCGCACUGUGGCUGGCGAAGAAGGUGCUGCUUGGAAGUGCCGAUGACGGACUGCACCGAGGCGGCUCGGGAGCAUGCAUGGAAGAAGCGCAAAUCCAAGUUGGGCGGCUCACGACCUGGCUGGAGCCGUUCUGCUCACCACAGGCUGCAGGGCCCAACACGCUGCUGGCCAUCUUGCUGUUCGAGCGCGUCGUGGUGGCAAUCUCUCCGGACCUGACAUUGGCCUGA
Molecule: messenger RNA, 2340 nt
Organism: Kalmanozyma brasiliensis GHG001
Lineage: Eukaryota; Fungi; Basidiomycota; Ustilaginomycetes; Ustilaginales
Product: Phox-associated domain protein
Exons: 1
Coding region: 1-2340 (779 amino acids)
Cellular component (GO): intracellular membrane-bounded organelle
Molecular function (GO): phosphatidylinositol binding
Source: RefSeq, a predicted model, not a curated record